Artibeus jamaicensis (Jamaican fruit-eating bat) is the source of this 4654-nucleotide messenger RNA. It is a transcript of the gene PTPRC, whose product is annotated as protein tyrosine phosphatase receptor type C. Lineage: Eukaryota; Metazoa; Chordata; Mammalia; Chiroptera; Phyllostomidae. The transcript is spliced from 35 exons. Gene Ontology annotation, biological process: protein dephosphorylation; negative regulation of protein kinase activity; positive regulation of peptidyl-tyrosine phosphorylation. Gene Ontology annotation, molecular function: protein tyrosine phosphatase activity; protein binding. The record is from RefSeq and is a predicted model, not a curated record. Bases 334 to 4284 code for a protein of 1316 amino acids.
CCACUGAAGUGCGGGCCUCCCCGGGGCAGGGAGCUCGUCUGGUUUUGCUCACGGUCUGUUUCCCAUCGGGAAGCUCCACCCGCCUCGUGUGGGGGGACGAGUGUCUGUCGAAAGGAUGAUGGAAUAACAUCUGCUUCUGGAGUUAACCCCAGAGGAGGUCGCCCGGUGUUUUUGGAGAAGUCAGUAAAACCGAAUCUGACAUCACCAGUGAGCCAGCAAGCGGCUUCUUCUCCGGGUAGCAGAGGAGGAAAUCGCUCACGGCGUGAGCGCACAUCAGCGAGGAGUAGGGCGCAUGCUGGUUCAGGGGGUCACAGCCGAUUUCCAGACCUGACCAUGCACCUGCGGCUCAAGCUUCUGGCGUUCGUCUGCGUGUUGCUGGACCUGGGAGGGCUCAGCGAGGGAAAUACCACUGUUGCCACUAUUCCUGGACAGAGCACACCGGAAGGCGCUCAGCCUCCAGCCGCCCGCUCACCCGCCCGCACCUCGUCACCCUCACCCGCAGGCACCUCUGAGCCGGACAGUGGCUCUCCAGAGGCCGUGACAUCUCUUAGCGCCGGGGGCCCUUCCCCAGAGAUGCCCCCUCAGGACAGUGCCGGUGGGCCCGGCGUGACAGAUGCCACAUCAGCACCGGUGCCCCCCUCGACACCAUCCACAGACCCCCAGGCACCCACUGCCGGACUUCGCUCUCAGGCACCCAGCGUGGCCCCCCCACCCGCACCCACUCCUGCCCCCGGCGGCCAGGACACGGCAGGGACUCCGGCAGACUCGGCCCCCUCCGGCGCCUCCCCGGCAGCCACCGCCGCCCCCAGCCCCGCACACAGCAGCCCGGCUGCCUCACCCACACGCAUCUCCGACAGCACCUCCAAUUCCUCAGACCCGGGCACGACCCUGGCCACCUCAGCCCCUCAGAGACCUGCAGCAGACAACCCCACACUCACUACCACAGCCCUAGUUACAACUGCACCCAAGCCGUCCUGCGAGGACAAGUUUGCAGGCAUCUCUGUGACCUAUCUUCCUGACAGCAGAAAUAAUCAAUUUAAGGCAAAAUUAAAAGUCAGUGAUGAUGUGACAUGUUCCCCUGAGUCAUGUGUAAACCGAGAGAUCUCCGGCCUGGAUGAAUGUAGAACUCUCAGUAUUAACAUCCACCACCGUUCAUGCACUGAUCCCCCCAAAAAAUUAACAUUACACGUCCCACCAGGUCCUGACCAUUUCCAUUUGGAGAAAUGUCUGCAGGAUCAGGAAGACACAGACACUUCUAUUUGCUUAAUUUGGCAACUUCAGGGAAACUUCACUUGUAACAAAAGUAAACUUCAGUACAGGCAUCAAUGUGAUAAUGUUACUUCAGAUAAGGAGGAAAUUAAACUAAAUAACCUUCAACCUAGUACAGAUCACGACUGUACGUCAGAAGUGCUCUAUGAGAACUACUCUGUUUCUAAAAAGCAUCAGACUGUUCGGACAGAAUCUGAGAUGCCAGGGCAGCUGCAGAACCUGACCUGUACUGGAUCUGACAAAGCAGCAGAGGUCACCUGGGCACCUCCGUCGACUUUCUUUCGUGGCUUUCUUCUUUGCUGCAAGCCAGAAGGAAGAGAUGGAUGUAGCCAAGAGAUGGAUGUAGCCAAGGAAAACUCCCAAAUGCCUAUCAGGAGCCUGACCUGUAGACCAGGUGGCUCCUGCCAUAAACUGAGCAAGACUGAGAACAGCGGUGCUUUGCGGGAGCUGGAGCCGUAUACAAAGUACUGUGUCACUGUGUACGCCUCCGUCGAGGGGAAAAGGCCGCGCAAGGGGCCUCCCAGAACAUGUACAUUUCAAACAAAAGAAGCACCCCCCACCAAGGUCAAGGACAUCAUCGUCUCGCCGAUGUCAGAUAACAGUAUGCUAGUGACUUGCCAGAGACCCGACCACAUCUACGGCCCCCAAAAAAACUACAGCCUGACAGUCAAGACUGGGGGUGCUGAGGUUCAACGUCACUCAAGGGAAGAGUGCAGAUUCAUUGUGAAAGAUCUGAGCUAUUCAACACAAUAUUUCUUUGAGAUCUUUUUGAACAACGGGGUGCACAAUGGACCCACGGCGUCUGCUCCUGGAUCAACAUCAUAUAAUUCUAAGGCGCUGAUCGGGUUUCUCGUGUUUCUGAUUGUGGUGACCACAGUAGCCCUGCUCAUUGUUCUCUACAAAAUCUAUGACCUGCACAAGAGGAGAUCCAGCAAUUUAGAUGAACAACAGGAACUCGUCGAAAGGGAUGAUGAGAAGCAGCUGAUGAGCGUGGAUCCCAUCCACGCCGACGUGUUGCUGGAAACCUACAAGAGAAAGAUUGCAGACGAGGGGAGACUUUUCCUGGCCGAGUUCCAGAGCAUCCCUCGGGUGUUCAGCAAAUUCCCCAUCAAGGAGGCUCGGAAGUCCUGUAACCAGAAUAAGAACCGAUACGUGGACAUCCUUCCCUAUGAUUACAACCGUGUCGAGCUGUCAGAAAUAAACGGUGACGCAGGGUCCAACUACAUCAACGCCAGCUACAUUGACGGUUUCAAAGAACCCAGGAAGUACAUCGCUGCACAAGGUCCCAGGGAUGAAACGGUUGGUGAUUUCUGGAGGAUGAUCUGGGAACAGAAGGCCACGGUGAUUGUCAUGGUCACACGAUGCGAGGAAGGGAACAGGAACAAGUGCGCAGAGUAUUGGCCGUCCAUGGGCGAAGGCGCCCGGGAGUACGGAGACGUCCUCGUGAGGAUCAGUGAGCACAAAACCUGCCCGGACUACAUCAUCCAGAAGUUCAGCAUCACCAAUAAAAAGGAGAAGACGGCUGGAAGGGAGGUCACCCACAUCCAGUUCACCAGCUGGCCAGACCACGGGGUGCCCGAGGACCCCCACCUGCUCCUCAAACUGCGCAGGAGGGUGAACGCCUUCAGCAACUUCUUCAGUGGCCCCAUUGUGGUGCACUGCAGUGCCGGCGUGGGGCGCACCGGCACCUACAUCGGCAUCGACGCCAUGCUGGAGGGUCUGGAGGCCGAGAACAAGGUGGACGUGUACGGCUACGUGGUCAAGCUGCGGCGGCAGAGGUGCCUGAUGGUGCAAGUCGAGGCGCAGUACAUCCUGAUCCAUCAGGCCUUGGUGGAGUACAAUCAGUUUGGGGAGACAGAGGUGGGCCUGGCUGAGCUACAUCAGUACCUGUCCAACCUGAAGAAGCGGGACCCGCCCAGCGAGCCCUCUCCGCUGGAGGCGGAGUUCCAGAGACUCCCUACGUACAGGGGCUGGAGAACACAGCACACUGGGAACCAGGAAGAAAACAAGAGCAAGAACAGGAUCUCCUCCGUCGUCCCAUACGACUUCAACAGGGUGCAGCUGAGACAGGAGCUGGACUUCAGCAAGGAGAGCGAGCAGGAGUCGGACGAGUCCUCGGACGACGACAGCGACGCCGACGAGAACAGCAGAUACAUCAACGCCUCCUUCGUGACGAGUUACUGGAAACCGGAUGUGAUGAUCGCUGCCCAGGGGCCGCUGAAGGAGACCACCGGGGACUUCUGGCAGAUGGUCCUCCAGAGAAGAGUCAAGGUUAUCGUGAUGCUGACAGACCUGAAGAACGGAGACCAGGAGGCCUGCGCGCAGUACUGGGGAGAAGGCAAGCAAACGCACGGAGACGUGGAAGUCAACCUGAAAGACACCGCCCAGUCCUCUGCUUACACCCUCCGCAUCUUCGAGCUGAGACACUCCAAGCGGAAAGAGCCCCAGACCGUGUACCAGUACCAGUUCCAGCACUGGCGGGCGGCCGAGCUCCCGGAGGAACCCAAGGAGCUGGUGUCGAUGAUCCAGGCUCUCAAGCAGAAGCUGCUCAUGCGGGGCCCCGGCGACGGGCACAGACACCACAGGAGCGUGCCGCUGCUGGUGCACUGCAGAGAUGGAUCUCAGCAGACAGGAGUGUUCUGUGCUUUGUUAAAUCUCCUGGAAAGUGCGGAGACAGAAGAUGUGAUUGAUGUUUUCCAAGUGGUGAAAUCUCUACGCAAAGCCAGGCCGGCCAUGGUCUCUACAUUUGAGCAAUACCAGUUCCUGUACGACAUCAUCGCCAGCAUCUACCCUGCCCAGACCAGGCAGGUGAAGAAGAGCGCCGACCGGGAGGAUAAGAUUGAGUUCGAUAACGAGGUGGACCAAACCCAACAGGAGGCGAAUUCCACGUGCAGCCUGGAGAAGACUCAGGAAGGAGGCAAAGAGGAGGGAGCCCCCAAACCUGCCCGCGGCACCGAGGAGCCAGAACACUCUGCCAACGGCCCGGCAAGCCCAGCCAUGACCCAGAGCACAUAGGACCAGCCGUGGUGAAGGGGGGGGGGUGGCUCAGAACUGUCCACAAAAUGUUAUUUCUAUUUUUCUACAAGUAGGGCACAACAUAGAGAUACAGUGGAUUAACCAGGUGGUGGGGGACCAACUUUUCCGGCAAGUUUCUGGGGUUUUUUUUGUUUACUAUGGAAAAUAUUUAAGACCCUUUUGUACAGUGUCAUGCUUAUUUUAGAAGUUUGCCUAUCACUCAGCAAAAAGUAACUUCUCUGUAGCCUUUACAUGUAUGUGGGUUUGGGUGUGCACGCAUGAGAGAGAGGGAAUGCAGAUUUUAAGGGAAUCUAACAGUUCCUGAAAACCUUUGCCUUUUUGUUGUUUUUUUUUUUUUUUUUUUUAAGAA